CAGAAGCAAGAAAAUACUUUCAUAACUGUUUAUUCAAAGAGGGAGGCAGGGCGCGUGGGGUUAUGGGAUACAUGGAGAGGGGGGUGAGACACAGAUUAUCUGAGGGGCGCGGCUCUCUUCCAGGAUCCUCUGCGCGCUCUCUCCUGAGGGGCUCACUCCUCUCCUCCCUCUCUCCAAGCCCUGCGCCUAAUGGAAAAUAAAAGGAUGAACUCUUUAGUGAAAUGGACGCUUAUCCUCUUCGUCCUUGCCUCCAUCAUCCUCAACAUCGUCCUGAUCGGCAUCCACUCCAGCAGGGCGCCCAAAUGCUCCGCUCAGCGCGUGCACCCGCUGCGGCGCAAACACGACGAGCGCAGCGCCGUGUUCGCGGACCUCUCCCGGGAGGAAUACCUGCAAGUCCAGCAGUUCAUGCUAAAGCAGAAUAACUUGGAAAUAUCCACCAACCAGAUCUCCAAGCCGUCGGAUAACUUCCUGUUUCUAAUAGAUCUAUCUGUGCCAAAUAAGGCGGACGUGCUCGCGUAUUUGGACCGGAAUGGCGCCAAGCCGACCAGAGAGGCCACAGUGGUGGUGUUUUACGGUGCCAAAGGAUACAUCAAAGAGUACGUAGUGGGCCCUCUUCCCAACCCAACAUACGUCAACGAUGUCACCAUGGAGAGGUACCACGCGGAGCUGCCCAUCAGUGCGCGCACGGUCACCAUCGGGGAAUAUAAUCUGCUUUUCCAGUUUUUGGGAAACGUCUUCUCUAAACUGGGGAAGCUCAUGAAGGAGAGCUUCGAUAUGGGUCCGGACAAGCAGCUGAACGCGUUCGAGCAGAUGCCCCGUGGAGUCCGGACCGGGGACAGGAAGACCUGGAUCUCCUUCUUCAGGGACAUGAGCGGCAUGUACAUCCACCCGGUGGGCUUCGAGGUGCUGGUCGACCACCAGAACGUCAACGCGUCCGAGUGGACGGUGGAGAAGCUGCUCUAUAACGGACAAUAUUUCGAUUCCAUAGACGCACUGAAGGAUAAAUACGAUAAGGAUCUCGUAAAGAAGAUCGUCUAUAAGGAGUCCCCUGAUUAUGGCUCUCUUAAACCCAGGAACAAGCCCCUGCAGGUCGGUCCGCAGCUCUUUAACGCGGAGGGUAAGCGCUACAGUGUCAGCAACAACCACGUCGUGUACAUGGACUGGAGCUUCGCCUUCGGGCUCAGCGCGCUCAUGGGCAUGAGGGUGUUCGACGUGCGCUUCAACGACGAGAGGAUCGUGUACGAGCUGAGCGUGCAGGAGGCCAUGUCCGUGUACGGGUCGGUCACUCCCGGGAUGAUCCUGACAAAGUUUCUGGACUCCAGCAUCGGGAUUGGCCGCUUUGCGCACGAACUGGUCCGCGGGGUGGAUUGUCCCUACGAGGCGAGCUACGUGGACACAUACCGCUACAUUGAUGUCCCCAAACCGGUCCGCUUCAGGAACUCUAUCUGCAUAUUCGAGCACAACAUGGGCCAGCCCCUGAGGAGGCACUUCUCCGACUUCUUCCACCACAGCUACGGGGGCAUGGUGAACAGCGCGCUGGUGUUCAGGACCAUCACUGCCAUAGGGAACUAUGACUACAUGUGGGACUUCAUCUUCUACCAGAGCGGGUCCGUGGAGGCCAAGGUGCACGCGACUGGAUACAUCUCCUCCUCCUACCUGGUGGACGGGGCUCUGCGGCACGGACACCAGGUGGCGGAGAAGGUGCUGGGGAACAUCCAUACACACUUCAUCAACUUCAAGGUGGACCUGGAUGUGUUGGGAGUAAAGAAUUUCUUUCAGACCAAAGACAUGGAAUAUGUCAAUGUUUCGCUGCCAUCGGUGCCUGAUCACUAUGCGAUGGUGCCUCAGCUGGUGGAGAAGCAACUGAAAACAGAAAAGGUCUGGCUCCCUUUAUGCCUUUAGUCACUUGCCUUUAGGUUUCUUUUAACAACAUGUAGAGGAGAGUGUGUAAAAAAGACAGUGUGGAGACCGCAUGAAGUGUUGUUUUGGUUCCAAUUGAUCACUGUCGGGAACAAUGUAAGGUUUUUCCUAACUUUUCCUAAAUAUUAGGUUAGAUUGCGUAGUGUGUUCCUCUCCUGUAGUGUUAUAUAGGUUUUUGUGAUUGUAGUUGGUCUGCAAAGGCUAAAAUCCUCCCUACAUCCCUACAUCGUUUCAGGCAUCCACCUGCCUGAAACGUCUCCAUUGGACUCCUUUGUUUACUUCCGGGGAACAUAGUGACAUCCCUCGCGCUUCUUCUGGCUGGCGCUCCA
Molecule: messenger RNA, 2249 nt
Organism: Notothenia coriiceps (black rockcod)
Lineage: Eukaryota; Metazoa; Chordata; Actinopteri; Perciformes; Nototheniidae
Gene: aoc2
Product: amine oxidase copper containing 2
Exons: 2
Coding region: 190-1902 (570 amino acids)
Biological process (GO): amine metabolic process
Cellular component (GO): plasma membrane
Molecular function (GO): copper ion binding; primary methylamine oxidase activity; quinone binding
Source: RefSeq, a predicted model, not a curated record